AUGACAACACUCCAAACCGAUUCGUCGCUACAACGGGCAGCAAGUUCUGCUUAAACGCCUCAGUCCCAGUCCGAACGUCAACGUUGCUGCGGUAGAAGAAAUGGCGUUUGAGAUCCAACAACGAGCGCAUGUUAGGCAUCAAAACCUGGUGCAUUUCAUGGGCGCUGGCUGGACUUCAGUCCACGACUUAGGCAUGGCCGUUGAGUAUCUGCCCUUGGGAUCUGUACGAACAUAUCUGGGCCAAAACAGGUCGAGCUUGCACACUUGGACGCCCCAGAAAACAGUCAUCACUGGAGGAAUCGCUCGCGCGCUCGCUUAUCUACACGCGCAGAACUAUAUCCACCAGGCUAUCUGCGCCAAGAAUGUGCUACUCACAGACAGGCUGGAAGCGAAGUUGGCAAGUUGCGGAUCAAAAGAGACGAGUCCAACGAUAGAGAACUCUCGUCAGGCCUUGUGGAUGGCGCCUGAAGUGCUCAAUGGUGCUCCUAACUCACCUGCAGCCGACAUUUAUGCGUUCGGAGUGCUGCUCACCGAGCUGACACGUGCGAGGUGCCUUACUUUGACGCUCGAUCAAAGGGCGGGGAUGACAUGGAGUUAUCUGAGAUUUUAGCGUUGGUGAAGGACGGACGACUGCGGCCAAGCUUCAGUGCUGAAUGUCCGCAAUUCAUCCGUCACCUUGGCGAAGCGUGCUGUCAACAAGAGCCCUCAAAUCGUCUCACUGCGCAACAGAUCGUACAGCUCCUACAAAAACGUAAAAAUCAAAGGGAAAACCUUCUGUUC
This is a messenger RNA of Phytophthora infestans T30-4, 780 nucleotides long. Its product is annotated as protein kinase. The transcript has a single exon. Bases 101 to 610 code for a protein of 169 amino acids. The record is from RefSeq and is a predicted model, not a curated record. Gene Ontology annotation, molecular function: protein kinase activity; ATP binding. Gene Ontology annotation, biological process: protein phosphorylation. NCBI's taxonomy places the organism in Eukaryota, Oomycota, Peronosporomycetes, Peronosporales, Peronosporaceae.